ACAGCGCUGCAGGAGGUGUGUCUGUAUCACUUUUACCACUUCUUCCAGGAAGUAGGCUCUUUUUUUCUGUCUUGUUGGGUAAAAGUGUAAAGUCUGGUGGCGUUGAUGGUGAAGUUUUGCCGCCAUGUCGGACUCUUUGGAGAGAAACACCAAAAUCAGCCAGCUGAAGGAGCCGCUGGUGAAGAAGCUCUGCGAGGUUCUGGACAAAUCCAGCAGCAAAGGAUGGCGAAAACUCGGAGAGAUAGUCGGCAGUGACAGGCGGUUCAAAGUCAGCUCAGACGACAUGGAGAUGUGCUCCCUGAAGGUGCUGGAGCUGGAGGGCAGCCCGAGCCUCAUGCUGCUGAGGCUGAUUGGAGAGCGAGGCUGCACCACGGGUCACCUGAUGGAUUACCUCCAGACUCUGGGCAACCAGGACGCUCUGCAGUGCCUGAAACCGCCAGCCCUGCAGAUCGUCAUCCAGCCCCAGUCUGUAGCUCUUAUUUGUGGCCACAAUCUGCGUCUCAGCUGCCAUGCCGUCUGCAAAUCUCCAGUCCAGUACCAGUGGUUCAAAUAUAAUCAAGAGGUGCCAAACAGCCUCUCCCCAGACCUGGUGAUAAGUCCGGUCCAUCUGAAGGACGCCGGCUUUUAUAUCUGCAGGGUGAACAGUGUAGACGCCUUUGAAUUCAGCCAGUGGGUUCAGGUGGACGUCCUGAAUGUCGGCGUGUCUUAUGGAGGGCAGAGUUAUCAGUCCUUAGACGGCCGGAUGAAGGUGGUGAUCCAGCCUCAGUCCCAGCGGCUACAUGUUGGUGAAAACCUGCAGCUGGAGUGUGGAGCCGUCGGACGUCCGAUUCCUCGCUAUCAGUGGCAUAGAAAUGGGGUGCCGAUUGCAAACGCCUCAAAGAGGAAACUCACGAUUCCUCACGUGAUGCAGGAUCAACACGGCAGGUAUCGCUGUGAGAUCAGCAGCAGCAGCAGCAGCAACUCUGAGAGGAUGUGGACCAAUGAAGUCGACGUUAUAAUAGCACCGGGGAUAUCUGUCCAGAUUUCAGGGGCAAUGGAGUGCUCUGAAGAUGACAUUUACGCCAUUGGAGGAGGUUCCAGUGACUUUUUCUUAAACAGUAUUCCUGAACAACUUUAUGCGACCGACAAAGUGGCGCUGCUGAUCGGCAACCUGUCGUACCAGAACCACCCUCAGCUCAAAGCUCCCAUGGUGGACGUCUACGAUCUCACCAAUCUGCUGCGGCAGCUAAACUUCAAAGUGGUUUCGCUGCUGGACCUCACAGAGUCGGAGAUGAGAAACGCUGUUGAUGAGUUUCUGCUGCUGCUGCACAAAGGCGUCUACGGUCUGCUGUACUACGCCGGUCACGGAUACGAGAACUACGGAAACAGCUUCAUGGUGCCGGUAGACGCUCCAAACCCCUACAGGUCGGCCAACUGUUUAUGUGUGCAGAGCAUCCUGAAGCUGAUGCAGGAGAAGGAAACGGGCCUCAAUGUUUUUCUGCUGGACAUGUGCAGGAAAAGGAAUAUUCAUGAUGACAGCACCCCAAACAUUGUCCUGAGGGUUACGGCCAACAUUGUCUUUGGAUAUGCUACGUGCCAGGAUGCCGAAGCCUUUGAGCUGAGCUCCAGCGGCUUCACCAACGGUGUGUUUGUCAAGUUUCUGAAGAAGCGUCUGCUGGACGAUGAGAAGAUCACAGUGGUGCUGGACAGAGUCGCUGAGGACAUGGGUCAGUUUGAUGCGACGAAGGGGAAGCAGGCUCUGGAGAUCCGCAGCAGCCUGUCAGAGAGGAGAGCGCUGACUGAUCCUAUUCUGCCCGGCGACAGCGCUGACCUCCUUCACGCUCACAGCCGCCAGUGGGCGAAAGCUCACGAGCUUCCUGAGAGUAUGUGUCUCAACUUUGACUGCGGCGCUCAGAUCAAGUUGGGCUUCGCUGCUGAGUUCUCCAACGUGCUCGUCAUUUACACUCACAUCGUGAAGAAGCCGGAGGACAUGUCCUCCUGCCAGGCUCACGUCACUGACUUCUCACAGGACCUGGAUGUGGAUCCUAAAGAGAUGAACAGAGAGACUCCGGAGGAAACAGGAAUCUACCUUCUGUCCAGCUGCCUGCCGCAACACUGUCUCUACACCAGACUCAGCUCACUGCAGAAGCUCAGGGAGGAGCUGGUCUUCACCGUUUGCCUUCAGGGCACUUUUGCCUCCAUGGACGACGACCAUCCCGUCCACUGGACCAAAAGCGUCAACAUCGGCAAGCCGCUGAUCGCUCGGCUGGACCUCCACCGGGCCAUGAGGCGGAACAGCUGCCUGCAGACCUGCAUGAUGCCCCACAGUCCGUCCCACAGCCCCUGCCACAGCCCCGGGCCCGAACACCGCCUCUACCCCCAUCACGGCUCUCUGCAGGCCCAGGACAACAACCGGCUCUCCCCCCAGCAGCGCUACCUGGACAUCUGUGAGCAUCUCCAGGGCACACUGGGAGGCUGCAGGGAUUCCUACUGCGACCACCUGAGCCAGCGUCGCUACGAGCCGCCUUACGACUCACCUGAGGGGCUGUCGAGCUCCCCGGGGCGACUCAGCAUCCCGAUAGAGGCGACUGACGACAUCGACGAGCUGCAGACAGUGUUCAUCAACAGUCUGCAGCCUCAGCUGUAGUGAAACACACAGAGGUCUUCAAAGUCUGCUGCUGUACUUUCUGUUACAUGCUGUGAAAAGAUUUUAUAUUCUUGGAUUUAUACGCAUUAUUUGUAUGCUGACAUACGUACAUUUUGUAAAUACACUUUUAGAGAUAUCAACAAGUGCAUUUCAGUAAAUUGGCAAAGGGGUGACUGAUGUAGUUGUAGUUUUUUAGUGCUUUCAAACAGAAGUGAAAAUGUUGCGCUUGCAAAGAUUUAUUCAAAUUAUAAACCAGGUGAGCUCAAAUUAAAGGUCAAAGAGCAUCAUCAUCAUCAUUUUAUUAAAUAUUAAACCUGAGGAGAGAAAAAGGUGGAUGAAAACUUUGAUCACAAAAAAUGGACAAAAAUGUCCCCAAAGUUUUUACUCAAGCAGAACUUUCAAAAUCUCAAUGUUUGCAUUGCUGCAUUUAGAAUUAAUAACCACUUUACAUACAGUUCCCAAUGUGAGGUUUGAGGCUCUGCUAAGGUCAGAAGAUCAAUUUGAGUGAUCUUGAGAUGACUGAUAAGAGAAAAGUUCUGCAUCACAAAAUGUUUUUUUCUUUUUCUUUUUGUGCAUUGUCCUCUGUUCACAACAUCUUAGUUUUUUUGUCAUCUCUUUGUGUUUCAAAAAAUGACUCAAAUGUAGUGUUGCAAUUAGUGCGUUAUUUCUACCUGAAUUGAUUGAGUAUAAAGUAGCAUAAACUGGAAAUACUCAAGUACAAUUACCUCACAACAUUUACUCAAGUCUGUAUUUUUGUGAAAUGCUUUCCACCACUGAUCAUAGAUAUGUCCGAGAGGAAAUAUGAUUGAAAAUUUCACACGCAGAGUAUUUUUUACAACGCUGUUCCGGUGUUUUCUGUCAGUGUCCCCUCAGGAUGGCAGUAGAAGGCCUCUGGGUUGAAAAGUUUCCACCAGCAGCCUCCCAGCUGUUUGCAUUAUAUAACAUGAUCCCAGUGUAUGUAUAUAUCUUACUUUCAACAAGUAUUUCAGUACAGAUUACAGAAUACUUGACCUUAAAUGUAAUUUGUGUUGUAUUCUUUUACUCAAAGUGAUAUAUUUAAAAUAAUUUGCAUAAUUGGAUGUUACUCUCAGAAUAUAGAUACUUAAAGUAGAAUAAACUGAAGAGUCACUGGU
Messenger RNA from Amphiprion ocellaris (clown anemonefish), 3759 nucleotides. RefSeq names its product MALT paracaspase 1 (gene malt1). The transcript has 17 exons. Gene Ontology annotation, molecular function: cysteine-type endopeptidase activity. The coding region runs from base 125 to 2626 and encodes 833 amino acids. The record is from RefSeq and is a predicted model, not a curated record. NCBI's taxonomy places the organism in Eukaryota, Metazoa, Chordata, Actinopteri, Pomacentridae. Gene Ontology annotation, biological process: proteolysis.